GACCAAUUUCUCUGGGGCUUCUGCUGCCGUGCUCGGCAGUCGUUCCCAGGUCCUCCGUCCUGCUACCGUCCAGCCAUGGAGCUGUGGCAGAUACCGCUGCUCUUCUCGCGCCUGCCCAUGUUCCCCUUCUUCGACCUGGCGCAUUAUGUGGCCUCCGUCAUGGCGCUGAAGGAGCAGCGGGGAGCUGUGGAAGUGUCAGUCCGAAGUCCAGUUGCCUGCUGGUUUAGUGCUAUGCUUUAUUGCUUUGGUGGGUCAGUUUUGUCUUCGCUGAUGCUUGCAGAACCUCCAGUAGCAUUUCUGGCAAAUGGCACAAAUAUUCUACUGGCAUCUUCAGUCUGGUACCUUGUGUUUUACUGCCCACAAGACAUAUUCUGUCAGUGUUUUGCCUUUCUGCCUCUUCGGCUUUUGGUUGCAGGAAUGAAAGAAGUGACUAGAACGUGGAAGAUAACAGCUGGCGUUGCACAUGCAAACAGUCACUUCAAAGAUGCCUGGCUUGUCAUGGUGGCUGUGGGCUGGGCCAGAGGAGCUGGUGGUGGCCUAAUUUCCAACUUUGAGCAGCUGGUGAGAGGAGUGUGGAAACCUGAAACCAAUGAACUACUGAAGAUGUCCUACCCUGUGAAGGUAACAUUGAUAGGAGCAGUUCUUUUCAGCCUGCAGCACAGCCAGUAUUUGCCAAUAGCAAGAUACAACCUCAUGUUUUUAUACACCGUCUUUCUUGUUGUCUCCAAGGUAACAAUGAUGUUGACAGGAUCUGCAACCUCUCCGUUUCCUCCCUUUGAGGCUGCUUUAGGCUCUGUGUUCUUUGGCUUGCCAAAGACACCAUCCAAAGUGAAGGGUGAAGGUGCUGCAUCUUCCAAUGGCUCUUCAAUCUGUGACCGCUCCUCCUCUGAACAGCACCGUGACAGUGCUAAGAAAAGACAGGCAAAGAAAACAGAAUAAGAGGCUUUAAGUGCUUUGAAGAUGUUUGUAUUUCAGAUUGGGCUGGCUGAGAAAUGUGUUUAAAGACUGUGAGGAGAAAACAGGGCUGUAUACGACUGUGUUGUUGUUUGCCUUCAGAGUGUGUGUCAUAAACUGCUGUUUGGAUGUCUAAAUGCACACAUUGGAUUUAUAAGUUUAAAACUAUCUAUUUUUGUAGUGGUUAUAAGCUAACAAUUUUUUGCAUUUGUGAUCACUUUUAAAAUUCUUUAAGAUAGUUUCAAAAUGUGGCAAUCGUCUGUGUUAGUUUGACACAUCAUUUGUUUCAGUUCUUCCCCCCUUCUUCUUACAUGUCAUUUGGAUAGCACGGAUUUGCACUGCCAAGCAUUCACAGGAGCAUGGUGCAAAUAAGGAAGUCAUCAUCUGAGCAAAGCUUAAUCACACUGCACUGUAAAACCAAGAAAAUGUACCAAACUAAUGCCUUGAGCUAGAAAAAUAACUGAAUUACUUCUGUAAUUCACAUUACACUGGUCUAGAUUUCCUUUGCUUAUCUAACUAAAUAUUUUUAGUGUAUUUUUCUAAUUUUUUUUUUAAUAAGAGUGAAUUAUUUGGUACUUAACAAAAAAAAUCUUUACAGUUAGCAAGUAGAGACAUUUCAGUAUUUUCACUGUUGGCUUACUUUUGGCACUUCAUUUGCAAGCAUUUGAUAUGUAGCUAUCGUUUUUCAUUACAGAGGGGAUUUAUGUGUGGCUUGUGGUUGAUGCCUACCUGCACUUUUAUCCAGUUGUUUGUGUUUUAUCCUUUCCAGAGCCAAAGGCCAAUUUCAAAAAGAGCACUGGACAGCAUAUUUACCUUGUUUCUCUUGAGCUCAGUGCUGUUGUGCCUGCACUCAUUUGUAGCAAUUACUUCUUGUGAUACUGGGGAAGAAGCCUGGUGUCCCUGGCAGAAUUUUGGCUUUUUUCAUCAUGGAUUGAUUUACAGGAUACCUGUUCUGCUGUUGACAAAUAGGGUACACCUCUCUUGAAGGGGGAGAAGGAUUUUUACACUGGAGCUGGCAGGCCUCAAUUAAAUAUUUUUAAACUAGAUUUGAAGAGGGAAAGGGAUAAAAUUAGGCUUAGUAGAGAUAAGACUGGGGGUGACAUGCUAGUGUUUGAGGGAUGAUGUCCAGCAGGGUACUUUGGUCUGCUGUCUCCGUGGAGGUAGGGCAUGGAUGUCCGUGCAUCAGCAAAGACCCGAGGGCUAUUGAUGUGUUAAAAGCCUUAUAAGUGCCUGAGAAUGGCUAUGUAGUAAUUAGGACUUCUCCCUCAAAAGAUGGCAGGAUCAGUAUACCAACUGAAGUGCAUCUACAGCAAUGCGUGCAACAUGGGCAGCAAACAGGAGGAGCUCGAAGCCAUUGUGCAUUGGGAAAAGUGUGAUACAGUUGCAGUCACAGAUAUAUGGUGGGAUGACUUGCACAACUGAAGUGCUGCAGUGGAUGGUUAUAAGCACUUCAGAAAGGACAGGCAAGGAGCAGAGGUGAUGAGGUAGCCCUAUAUGUUGGGGAGUGUGAAGAGCUUGACAGCAGUGGUGAUAGGAUUAUUUUUGGGAAAGAAUCCAGGGGAAGACUAAUAAGGCAGAUACCACGGUGGGAGUCUGUUACAGACCACCCAACCAGGAUAAAGUGACAAAUGAAAGAUGCUGUAAGCAUCUGGUAGAGUUUACUGUUAGCUUUUGUACUUGUGGAGGACUUCAACUUGCCAGGUAUCAGCUGGAAAUAGAAUACAGCAGAGAGGAAACAGUCUGGGAGGUUUUUGCAGUGUGAGGAAGAUAACUUCCUGACACAACUGGUGAGUGAGCCAGCUAGGGAAGGCACCCUGCUGGAUUAUUGUUUGGGAACAGAGAGAAAGGACUUGUAGGUGUUGUGGUGGUUGGAGCCCAUCUUGGGCACAGCGAUCAUGAAAUUACUUUUGGAUUUUUUGAGAAGUAAGGAGAGGUAUUAGUAGAAUUGCUACCUUGAAUUUUCAGAGGGCAGAAUUCUGCACGUUUAGGAGACUGGUUGACAGAGUCUCUUGGGAAGUAGUCCUGAAGAGCAAAGGAGUCCUGGGAGACUGGAUAUUGUUCAAGGAGGAAGUCUUUUUAGUCACAGAAAUGGGCUAUCCUGGCGUGCUGUAAGAUGAGCUGGCAGAAAAAAGGUCAGCCUGGCUGAAUGAAGCAUUUUUGCUAGAACUCAAGGGGAAAAAAAGAGAAUUUAUGACCUUUGGAUGAAGCAGGCCACUCAGGAGGACUGUAAGAAUGUCAUGAGUUUAUGCAUGGAGAAAAUUUAAACAGCUGAAGCCCAACUGGAACUUAAUCGGGCAACUUCUGUAAAAGGUGUUUCUAGAAAUUCACUAUCAGGAAAAGGAAAACUAAGGAGAAUCUUAAUCAUCCUGUGUUGGAUGUGAGGGGAAACAUAGUGACAAAGGAUAAGACUCAGGUAUUAAUGGCUCCUUUGCCUCAGUCUUCAAUGCUAAGACCAGUUGUUCUCUAGGUACUCAGCCCCCAGAGGUGGAAGACAGAGGCAGGGAGCAGAACAAACCCUCCAUAAUCCAAUGGGAACUGGUUCAUGUCUUGCUACACCACUUGACACACACAGAGUCUGUGAGGCUGGAUAGAAUCACAGAAGGUUAGGGGCUUGAAGGGACCCUGAAGGAUCAUACAGGAACACAUCACUAGAUCAUGCAGAUCAUGCAACCAGAUGGGUCUUGAAUAUCUUCAGAGAAGGAGACUUCACAGCCUCCCUGGUUAGCUUGUUUCAGUGUUCCAUCACCCUCACAGUGAAAUAACUCUCAUGUUUCCAUGGAACUUAUUAUGCCUCAACUUCCACCCAUUGCCCCUUGUCCUGCCAUUGGGCAUCACCAAGAGCCUGACUCCAUCCUCUUGGCACGUGCCCAUUACAUAUAAAUAUGAGUGAGGUCACCCCUCAGUCUCUUCUCCAAGCUCAAAAGCCCCAGCUCCCUCAGUCUCUCCUCUUAAGAGAGAUGUUCCACUCCAUCAUUUCCGUGGCUCUGUGCUGGACUCAAGAGUUUCUCUGAGGUCUUUCUUGAGGGGCUCAGAACUGGACACAAUAUUCCAGAUGUGGCCUCACCAGGGCAGAGUAGAGGAGAAUUUCCCUUGACCUACUAACACAGCCAUUCUAAUACACCCCAGGAUAGCACUGGCCUUCUUGGCCACCAGAGCACAUUGCAGGCUUGUGGUCAACCUUCCAUAUAACAGGACCCUGAAGUCCCUCUCCCCUUCCCUGCUCUCCAAUGGAUCAGUCCUCAGCCUAUACUGAUACCUGGGGUUCUUCUUUCCCAGGUGCAAGGCCCUUGUUGAACUUCAUUCAGUUUCUCCCUGCCCAGCUCUCCACCCUGUUUAAGUCUCAUGAAUGGCAGCGUAAACUUGCUGACAGUGCACUCUGCCCUUGUCUGGGUCAUUGAUGAAUAGAGUGGACAGUACUUGUCCCAGUACUGUCCCCCGAGAGACUCCACUAGCUACAGGCCUACAACUAGACUCUGUCCUAUUGAGCACAAUUCUCCAACUUCUUCCCUUCAGCCAGUUCCCCAGUCCACCUCACUACCUGGUCAUCCAGACCACACUGUCACAGUUUAGGCAGAAGGAUGCAGUGGGAGACAAUGUCAUAUGCUUUACUGAAAUGGAGAUAAACCACAUCUACUGCUCUGCUGUCAUCUACCUGAUUAUGCCCUCAUAAAAGGCUAUCAGGUUGGUCAAACAUGACUUCCCCUUGGUAAAACUAUGUUGGCUGCUCCUAGUGACCCUCUUGUCCUUGAUAUGCCUAAGGACAGCACCAAGGAUAAGUUGCUCCAUCACCUUUCCCGAGAUGGAUGUGAGACUGACUGGUCUGUAGUUACCUGGGCCCUCCUUCUUAACCUUUUUUGAUGACUGGAGUGACCUUUGCCUUCCUCCAGUCCCCAGGCACCUCUCCUGUUUGCCAUGACUUACCAAAGAGGGUGGAAAGUGAUCUGGCAAUGACCUCCACCAGCUCCCUCAGCAUCUAUGGGUGCAUGACAUCAAGACCCAUGGAGUUAUGGAUGUCCAGAUUACUUAGCUGUUCUCUAACCCAGUCCUUGUCAACCAAGGAAAACUCCUUUGUUAUGUCUUUCACCGAGGCCUCAGGAGUUGGUUGCUCCUGAGGACAGUCUCCAGCAGUAUAGGAGGAGACAAGGCAUUCAGUAACUCUGCCUUUUUUGUAUCCUCUGUCACCAAUGCACCCACCUCAUUCACCAGUGGGCCUACAUUGCCUCUUGUGUUAGUUUUUCCUGCAGUGUAUUGGAAGAAGCCUUUUCUGUUGUCCUUGGCCUUCCUAGUUGCCUCCCUGCAUCCUCUGACAACUGCUCUAUACUCCUCCCAGGAGUAGGAUCUGCUUCAUACAGGUAUUUGAUAUAGGAUCCACUCGAUACAGGAUAGGUACUUGAAUGAGCCAUUUUCCAUCAUUCCCCAGCAUUCCUGGCUAACCACAUAGGUCCCUGUUGACUGGUAUGUGACACCCAUCUAUCUACAAGAGUGGCCAGAAGGACAGUCUGGGGAAGUACAAGCUUGUCAGUGUGACCUUGGUCCCAGAGAAGGUUAUUGAGCAGAUCAUCCUGAGUGCCAUUGUGCAGCAUGUGCAAGGCAACCAGAAGAUCAGGCCCAGUCAGCAUGGUUUUUAUGAAAAUCAAGUCCUGCUUGACAAACCUGAUCUCUGUCUAUAGUAAGGUGACCUGCUUGGUGGAUGAGGGAAUGGCUAUAGAUGUUGUCUAACUAGACAUCAGUAAACGCUUUGAUACUGUUCCCUGCAGCAUCCUCCUGGAGAAACUGGUCCGUCAUGAUUUGGGCAAGUGCACUCUGCUGUGUAAAAAACUGUCUGACUGGCCAGUUCUCCCAAGCACCAAGUAAGGGGAUAAAAGGAAAUAACCUCAAGUUGUGCCAGGGGAGAUUCACGUUGGGUAUUGGGAAAAAGCAUUGUCAAGCAUUGAAUCACCAUCCCUGGAGAUACUCAUAAGAUGUGUAGAUAUGGUGCUUAGGGACAUGUGAACUUGAUAGUGCUAACUAUGUGGUUGGAUUAAAUGAUCUUCAAGGUCUUUUCCAACCUGAAUGAUUCUGUGAUUUUGUAGUAUCAGAAGUGUUGAACCUGUUUGCAGAAAUUUGAUGCUUCCUGCUCACUGCAUCUGUUUUGCAUAUGCUUCAGAACUGAGAUGUUUGAUGUUUUAGAGAUGUUACAUUUCAUAAGAACAGAAUCUUUUCAGAGGAAUCUUUCAUCAAUGUGCCAAUUUUUAGAAUAAACUAAACUAUUUUUACAGAAUUAGAUUAUCAGAGGUUACUGCUUUGAAGAGUAUUCUUCAGCAAGAAGAGGUAGGUUCAUCAGGUUCAUCUUUGUGGAGGGAUGCCAAGGAGAAUGUGGAGGAAGGUCUCAUUUGAAAAGACAGAGUUCUAGUUCCAACUACAUACACAAAGUCAAGAAAACUAUCACCAGUGUUGUGCUUAAAGAAAGGGAAAAAAGAACCUAAUAAAUUCCUUGUGCCUGUCUAGUCAUAUUCCUAUGUUAGUGACCAAAGCCACUGAACUUCUCAGUUUGGAAUCCAAUUUUAUAAUAAACGUGCUGUCCCUUGAAAACUGAAAUGACUACUUUCUUCAGUAGAGAAUAAUAUUAAAGAGAGAGAAAGAGAGAAAGAAAGAAAGAAAGAAAGAAAGAAAAGAAAGGAAAAAAAGAAAGAAAAUGAAAAGAGAAAAAAAAAAGAACAAACCUACCUCCAACUCUUGGGACAAAAUAGCAAACAUAUGACUGAAAUUUUACACUGAAAUUUGGCAUGCAGUGUUAAAUGAUGUGAAUAUUCACUUGCAGAGUGCCUGUGUUUUGUAGCUUGGUGUUAUGGAUGUAUGAAUAAACUUGAAGCUGUCAACUAACUACUUUAAUGAUAGUGGUUAAAGCCUCAGCUACUGGCUGAGUUCCAAAAGAAUUCUGCCCACACAAGCAAGCCUCCCAUACACAGACUGGGAGUAAAAGUAACGAAAAAAGGCCUGUGGGUUGAUAUAAGGAGAGUUGAAUGGACUAAUACAAUGUCCAAUUAAGUGUGAAUGAGCAACCAAGCCAAUGCAGCAAAAGCAAUCAGCAAACAAACCAGCAAGUGGAAAUGGGCAGCAUCCAAGCCAUAAACCAGCAAAGUGGGAGAGACCAAUGCUCUAAGCCAGAAGCUGGAAGAAGACCCCAAGGACAGGAAGCAUCCUGUGUUACAAUUCAAACGGCAAGCCCCAUCAUCCUUUGACUUUGGCUGGCAUGGCAUCAUCAGGUAUGAUCACAGGAUCACAGGAUGUUAGGGACUGGAAGAGACCCAAGGAGAUCAUCGAGUUCAACCCCCCUGCCAAAGCAGGACAAUACUAUCUGACACAGAUCACAGAGGAAAACAUUCAGACAAGCCUUGAAAGUCUCCAUAAAAGGAGAUCCUAUAACUGCUCUGGGGAGCCUGUUCCAGUGCUCUGUGACCCCUACAGUAAAAAAGUUCCCCCUUGUGUUGAGGCAGAACCUCUUUUGCUGCAACGUACACCUAUUGCUCCUUGUCCUGUCACAGGGAGCAAGUUAGAAGAUCCUGUCUCCCCACUCCUGACCAGCCCUCAGAUAUUUGUAAACAUUUAUCAAAUUCUCUUUAAGUCUUCUCUUUUCCAUACAAAAAAGUCCCAAGCCUCUCAGCCUCUCCUCAUAAGACAUGCCCUCCAGUCCCCUAAUGAUGAUCAUGAUAUUCAUCAUCAGGCAUGAUAUCAGCAUGGUAUCAAAUAUUUGUCAGCUGAUUCAACAGGCUGCCCUGACUGGUUUCCCAGCCAAACCCAGGACAACGAUGAACUAGUUAUCCAGCAACACCAUCAAAAGUUGUAUGUCCACAGUUUCUAAUUCUGAAUGCUUUUUAAAGAGGUGUAAUUAUGUAUAGCAGGUCACAAGGACCAUACAGAACUGGAUUGUGGUAAGAACUUCAUUGCACAACUGUGAAAUACUGGCUGAUAACUAACUACUCGUAGCCCGAAUAAACGUGAAGGUACACAUAUACUGGUUCUUUAAAAGGUUUACAAUUUGAAGGAAAGUUACAAACUUAGGUGUGUAUUAAUUUUGUACUUAAAGAUGACAGUAAUAGAAAAAAGUAGAUUUUGACUGAAUACCUCAAGAGAAACACAUGUCACACUAAUGGAUGUUGUUUUGAAACAGAACGUAAGUUAUGCUGAAAAAUCCUGCUCUAACCCCCAUGAAAACAAACCACGCUUCAAGAUUUCACAGGCUUCUGAAGGAUGGGUAUUCAGAAGAAAGCCAUACUGAGUAGUUACCUGAAAGUUUUCUGAGAACUAUUUUUUUUAAUAAAAAAAGUCUGUGAUGCCUUAAAUAAACAAUUAUUUCCUAGCUUUCA
Messenger RNA from Pogoniulus pusillus (Red-fronted tinkerbird), 8300 nucleotides. It is a transcript of the gene TMEM38B, whose product is annotated as transmembrane protein 38B. Lineage: Eukaryota; Metazoa; Chordata; Aves; Piciformes; Lybiidae. Gene Ontology annotation, cellular component: membrane. Gene Ontology annotation, biological process: potassium ion transmembrane transport. Gene Ontology annotation, molecular function: potassium channel activity; identical protein binding. The transcript has 6 exons. The record is from RefSeq and is a predicted model, not a curated record. Bases 76 to 939 code for a protein of 287 amino acids.